This is a messenger RNA of Uranotaenia lowii, 3046 nucleotides long. RefSeq names its product LMBR1 domain-containing protein 2 homolog. Gene Ontology annotation, cellular component: membrane. The record is from RefSeq and is a predicted model, not a curated record. The coding region runs from base 1 to 2124 and encodes 707 amino acids. The transcript has 2 exons. Lineage: Eukaryota; Metazoa; Arthropoda; Insecta; Diptera; Culicidae.
AUGGCAUAUUUGCUGAUAUUUUCCAUCUGCUUAGCUCUGCUGCUAGCUUCGAUAUCACUGUACCGUUACGGAUGUAUCCAGCGGCAACAUCCGAUAGUGACAUUCUCCGUGUUAACAGCAUGGAGUUUCUCGUUUCUCAUCGUGUUCACUAUUCCGCUGGAUGUAACUUCUACCGUUUAUCGCCAAUGCAUUCUGGAGCACAACAGCACCAAUAAACCUACCACCGGGGAAGGCAAUGGACCUAAUGGGAAUGACAGUUCCUGCCAGCGGCCCUGGGGCAUGGUAGAGGAGGCUGUUUUUCCGAACAUUUGGCGCAUCAUCUACUGGUCGUCACAGUUCCUGACCUGGUUGAUCAUGCCAUUGAUGCAGUCCUACCUAAAGGCCGGUGAUUUCACCAUCAAAGGAAAACUGAAGUCUGCCCUGGUAGACAAUGCCAUAUACUAUGGUUCCUAUUUGUUUAUCUGUGGCGUACUGCUGAUUUAUCUAGCCCUUCAACCUGGCAUUUCAUUAGACUGGCAGAAGCUAAAAGCUAUUGCAUCGUCGGCUUCGAAUACUUGGGGUUUGUUUCUAUUAGUGUUGCUUCUUGGAUACGCACUGGUAGAGGUUCCUCGAGGAUUGUGGAACAACUCUAAACCCGGAUUUGCGUUGCAGUAUGCGUACUUCAAGCUGUCUAAAUUAAGCUCCGAGAAAGCUGAAGCCGAAGAACAUGUAGACGAUGUGCUUGAGAGCUUACAGUCGGCGAGUCGAGCGAUUCCAGCCAGACAUGAACUGAGAACUGCGCUGGAAACUAUCAUUCGGAAGGUCCCCACAGAACUGAUGGAACGAGCUCGCCGUAUAAGUCGAGAUGAUGGAUCACCAGUGGCUAUUCCGUCUGAGAAAGCUCUAGUAAGGUUACAUCGACAGGUGAUAAAAUCACUUCAAACUCUACAACGCACCGAAGCUCUUUGGAACGUUCAGGUCAACAAAGUGUUGCAUCUGGAGGAUGUGGCAAAGAAUGCUGUUUCGCUAGAUCAUCGAUUCAAAACGGAAUUCCCCAAACACCGAACCGGAAUGUCGCGUGCCAUGUACAGUCCAACUAUGGAAUGGUACUGGGAAUGUGUUGUAAAAGCACCGUUCCUAAAAUGCCUUGCUGUAAUCACUGGAAUUCUGUCAUUUAUCGUCGUCUGGAGUGAGCUAACGUUCUUCAAUCGAGAACCGGUGUUAUCAAUUUUUGCUAAGGUGUUGAACGUAGCGAAGGAAAAUUAUGAUUUUGUAACGAUUGAAAUAUUCUCCAUGAUGACUUUAUGCUACUUGUGCUACUGUGCAUAUUCCACUGUUUUUCGGAUCAAAUUUCUCAAUCUUUACUACCUAGCUGCUCAUCAUCAGACCAACGAAUACAGCUUAAUCUUCAGUGGCAUGUUGCUUUGCCGUUUGACACCGCCCAUGUGUCUUAACUUCCUCGGACUUAUCCACAUGGAUUCACAUAUUAUUAAAGAAAGAAUUCUGGAGACUCACUACACCCAAAUCAUGGGCCACAUGGAUGUGCUUGGAAUAAUCUCGGAUGGUUUCAACAUCUAUUUUCCGAUGGUCAUGUUGGCUUUCUGCCUAGCCACCUGGUUUUCUCUGGGUAGUCGUGCCUUGAAUGCACUCGGUUUCCAGCAGUUUAUGCUGAACGAAAACAUCGUCACCGAGUUGGUUCAAGAAGGUAAGGAUUUGAUUGUGCGAGAAAAGCGAAAACGUCAACGUGCCGAGGAUGCCAUAGCUCGUCGCCGGGAUAACAUACUUUCGAACUUGAGUCGAGACGGCUCUGGAGGACCGGGUGCCGGCUCCAGCAAUGGCAAUGGUAAUCACUCCGGUGGUAUUCUAUCGAAAUAUAAGUCCAGGAACCUGGACAUGGCAACAGGACAGGUGGGGCCAAAUGACGAUUUAGUGCGUCACGGAGAUCGUUUGGAUUACAGCACCACAGGAUCACGAGGUGGAACCGACAUUAGUCGAUCGUUGUCGGAUGAAAUCAAUGAACGUUUCGGUAUAAGCACGAAUGUCACCGUUGGUUUCCGACCGGGAUACAAUGAUUUCGGAGAUGAUGGUGAAACGGAUGGCAACCGAAGUUCGAAUGCUCCAAGGGGAUUUUUCGAUGAUGUCUAAACAACACGGAGUUGCAUUUUACGUUUUAAACCGUGAUACUAAGUUUAGUCGUUAGCUGUAACCGUUGCUUUCCAAUUACCUAAGUAUGAGAAAAAAACCACUGAACCAAUCUCUAUUCACAGAUGAUUAAACGGCUUUCGGUUGAAAGAAUGUCUACAAACAAAUGCGAAUAAGCACUUAGCACUGAUAUAAAUGAAACUUGUACUGUGGUUUAUUUUAGAAGUUUUAAAUAUACGAACAUUGUAAAAUUUUCUGAACAAGCUACACUGUCUCCGACAGCCAUUAUAAAUUAAAAUAAUGAAACAGUAGAGUAGAGGUUCUAGAAAAUUAAGCACGUUUCUUUUGAUUAUAUUGUACUACUAUUGGAUCCACACAAUGUUGAACUGUACUAUUCUUUAUUCAAAAAUUACACUGUGGUGUAAAAGAGGAAAAGUUUUUGAAACAUUUCUCCAUCUAUAACAGGUUUUACUUUUAUUCAAUUUAAUUGUACCUAACAUAAAUUUAUUACUACAGAUUUUUUUUUUGAAAUUAUCAUUUUAUUUUCAAAAUUGUAUAGUCGGGUGUGAUGCAAAUUUUAAGUGAUUAACCCGGUAGUAUGUUUUUACCUAUGUAUUUAUUAAUUCGAUCCGUCAUUAAUUAAACCAAUAACAAUAAACUAGAGGGCAACAUCUAGGUUGAAUAAGACUCAUAAAAUAUAAUUAACAUUCGGACAACCCAGAGUAAGUAGAAAAUUGAAAAAGCCUGUUUAGCAGAAAAACGCACGUUUUCUGAUAUAGGUGCCCCAAUUAGAAAACUUAUCUAUUGAAGAUUAUGAAAAUUUGAACAUUGCGACUAAUUCAUGUUUUCAUUUGUGCUUCUAUGAUGUUCAAUGUGCUGAACGAUGUUGAAAUAAAGCAUUCAUAAGUAGCACUAACAGGAAAAA